Molecule: messenger RNA, 7315 nt
Organism: Porites lobata
Lineage: Eukaryota; Metazoa; Cnidaria; Anthozoa; Scleractinia; Poritidae
Source: the annotation of a GenBank genome assembly
AUGGGGAGUGAAGAGAAGCUCCAUGAUCAUGAAUCAAACGAAGAUUUCGUUUGCAAGAAGCACGUAAAAUUCUUUAAACGAUGCUUGGAUAUACUACCAUCAGCAUACUCUUCUCUAGACACCAGCAGGUUUGUUUAUCGUUCUCAACUAUUCUGUCGAUCACUCUGAGCUUUAAUUCAAAUGUCAAUACGAAUCGUAUAUAUAUAAUAUAAACUAAGCUAAAAUCGCAAAGCUAAUACCGUGUGUACUAAUUGUUGUAACAGUUUUAUUUUAGCAUAGGCUUGCUCAUUGCAACUAUGUCAGUGAUGACGCUUGCAAUAGAGGCCUUAAAUAUUUAGGUGUACAAGAUGCAAAAAAUAGAAAACUUAAAGGGGCCCAUGCAGUCUUUGGCAAUAUCUGCAUUGUAUUUUUGUACAUGAUUACUCUGCAAGCUCUCUUUUGUUUAUUGGCCACGUAGGAGAUUGACUGCAUCAAUUCAACUGAUAACAGUCAAACCCGCUUAACAGACACCCGCUUAAUAUGGACACCUCAUUAUUACAGACAGUUUGCUUUGUCCCUGGAGAAAGAAAGCCCACAGUUACAUUUUCUCUAAAUUCAAGCCACUUAAUGCGGACAAUUUCUAUGGGUUUUAUGGUCGUUCCACCAACAAAUCGGUUUUCGCCACAUCCUUGUUUUGGUAACAUCUGGUAAGUCAUUCUUUGAAUAAGAACAAAAUUUCCUCAAGAAUCUUACUUUAACUUACGUUUUAUGUCAUUUCGGAUAUAAGAAAAAUCAGUGUCAAAGUAAGUUGUUUUGGUCAACAUCUUAGGACCUAUAGAAAUCAUUUUUGAAUAAAAGAACAAAUCAACUGCAGACUCCAGAAUUUUGAUAUAAUAGUGGGACACUUACAUGAUCUACUAUGAUUAAGUACCAAGCAAAAAGUUUUUUUUUGUUUGGUUCGUCAGAAUGCUUAACUAUUCAAUUUGUCGUCAAGUCUUACGUAAACUUUUAGUAAGUAAAAUAUAACAAACACAAAAUCUAUGUUGGUAAACCAUGAGUGAAAGACGUUAACAAAUCGGGUGACUUAAGAUGUACAGGACAUCUCAAGAUGUUCAAAACAGGGUGACUGUAACAAAGAUGCAUCAUUUUUCUGCUUUGAUUGUGACAGGGUAACUGUGGCUUUCUUUGCACUUUCUGGUCUUGAUAUUUUAAACUCACUCCACAUAGUGGAGGAAAACAAAAAGGAGAUAAUAGAAUGGAUUUACUCAAACCAGAAGCUGCCAGAUCAUACUCCUGGUAAGUUCAUAACUGCAGUUUUUAAAGUAUGACAAAGCUAAUAACUUUGAAAGAAAGAAUAAUUGUUAUCUUUAUGCUUUUCAAAACCUUUCUAUUCCCAACCUUUUUUUAUCGAAUCAUAUACUGGUAAGUGUAUUAUAUGGCCAAGAUUUCUUUUUUUGUGAGAAAAUUCCAGCCUCAGCUGAAACUGCAAAUGGCUGAAACGGUUAAUUGAAACAGCAAUUUGUACAAAGUUCAAAACAAAACUUAAAUCUUCCUUUGGUUUAGACUUCAAACACUCUCUUAUUUUUCUUAUUAACCCAUUCGCCCCUGAACCGCCCGUAACUGCCCGUGCGGAUCCAGGUCCUUUCUACCCUUUGUGACGUCAUCAGUUUUAAUGGUCAAGGACAACUUUCUUCGCUAACUUGUGUAGAGUGAAGAGAUCUUUCAAACCAUACCAGAAUGAGCACAAUUCAGUCCAGGACAACGGAGAAAGAAGCAAAAAACCAUGUGACAUUGACCUGAAAAUCUCCAUGAAAAUCUUGUUCCAUUGCCCACCUACCUUUCCUUUCACCUAAUCCUAAGAUCCUAAAAGCUUUCCUAAAAACUCUUCCCACCAAAAUGAAGCCUACUAAAUGCCCAGCAAGAGAAAAAAAAAUGAGGCAAGAAAAGCGAAAAAAGAAAGGAGGAGAAAAAGCGAAAAGUAAUAGUCAAGACUGCUGUGUCACUUUUAAACCCAAAAACUAUCUCGAACUUUUGCUUUCUGCGCUUGCCCGAACUUUGCAAGCUGAUGUUUUGCAUCUGGAUCAGAAGGCCGCCAAGUGUACGACCUGUAAACCGGUUUGUGGAAAGUUUUAGCUCUUUAUAGCACGACAGUGACCAGAAAACCACUCAACUAGCUUCAAAACGUGUUUUUCGGCAAAAUCUCCAGAAGCGAAUGGGUUAAGUUACUUUUGAAUUUGACCUAAUUUUUUUAACCAAACUUGCUAAGAUUUGCUGUGAUAUAAACUUCAAGGAUGUGUGUUGGAUAAGUUUACAAGUUGCUGCUAACAGAAAUAACUUAAGAGUAAACUUGGCAGCUACUUUAGAGUUUUAAAAACCUUCCAGAGCUGAGACCAAGAAUUUGAGAAAUUUUGGGAAAGUCGGCAUUUUUGUGUAGACAAUCCUAUAUUCUUGUAAGGUUUGUGGUCCUGAAAUGUUUAUGUUACUUUUGCUAUUUCAGCCGAUACAGACAUGACAAGGUGUGGGUUCCGUGGGUCAUCCACAUCAGCUCGUCAUAAGGUUCUAUCACAGGUGAGUAUAAAGCUUCCAGUUUUAAAUGUUGGCUUAACGACAGUUCCUUAGAGGUGUACAGCCAACUUAAAACACCAAUGGUUGUCUUUACACUAGGCUAUUAAGUAAGACUUAAGAGCUGCUAAGUUUUACUUAACCAAAAAUGCAUGUGUGAAGGCCUAAGUAAAAUCUCAAGUAACUUUACAUCUCAUUAAGUCGGAAAGUUGAUACUAUUCAAGAAAGUUUCAAGUGACUUGAAAACCGUCCUUAUGACCAAGUUAGCUGACUUGCAGUUUCUUGAGCUUUGCGAAAGGCGAAGUCAAUCAAUCUUAACGAUGUUGUGUGGGAAAAAAGCCUCAAGUUAACUUGAAGUAAAAAGAAUCGGUUGUGUGUGAAGCUUUAUUUUACUUGAAGUAAUUAAAACUUACUUGUCUUGAAAUAUUUCUUAGCUUAUUUAGGCUCUAGUGUAAAGAAUACCACUGUAGCUUCAACUAUAGACAAAAAAAUGAUAACGGUCUCUUUUACUCUUUUAUUUUUCAGGGUGUAUGUGAUUAUGAUUGCAGUCACAUUGCCAUGACGUACACAGCCUUGGCAAGUCUUGUUAUCUUAGGAGAUGAUUUAUCUCGGGUUAAUAGAUCAGCUGUUAUUGAAGGCUUAAAGGCCUUACAACUCUCUGACGGCAGGUCAGAAUACUACUGUACUCUAAUUCUGUCAGUGUACAGAAAUCUGUGUUAACCCAAACCAUCCCUUGUCUUGUCUACAUAUCUGCUUAAGCUUUGUUCUGACACCUCACUUAAUAUUUUAUAUAUAUAUUGGAUAACUAUCCAAUGAAGGCCAAAAAUGAUACAUCAUUUGGUUGCAUUGUCACUCAGAAUUCCCUUUUAAGUCACACCUAGCCAGCAAACAUGCUCACUUGUGUGAGGUCAGGGAAAAUUUUGGCGGCAAGUUAUUUUUUCCCGAACUCACACAAGUGAGCCUUGCUCUAACACAGGCUAAGUCACACCCCACCCUUCACAGUAGCCCAAGGGCUUAAGUCAAGAAGGGAGACGUACAGGUAAAUCAUACAUAAAAGCACCCUCAGGAUGCUAUUUUUAAAAAUGUAACUUUUGAACAUGCUUACAACUGUGCAUGAGUAAUAUGCCAAGGCUUUGCUUAGGGUCCUUAUUGUCGGCAUUGCAGGGUAUAGCUUAUAGCCUAAUGAGCCUUCUGAUACAGAGAGAUAUGAUGAUGAUGAUGAUGAUGAUGAUGCUGGGUAUGGCUUAAACAGGAACUUUAAAUCAAAUUUUCUGAGUGAAAAGAUACCACAGACAACAUCAGUUCUCAGUUGGUGAUAGUAAGAUGUGAGAAAUUCUUGACAUUCUACUUAACGUGUAAAUAUUUAAAUCUAAUUUUGCAGCUUUCGACCCACCAUGGAGGGUAGUGAAAAUGACAUGCGAUUUGUUUACUGUGCUUGUUGCAUUAGCUACUUUUUAAAUGACUGGAGUGGAUUGGAUACCUCUAAAUUAGUACAGUACAUCCGAAAAAGCAUGGUAAUUAUUCUUUUCUUGUUCAUAUAUAUACAGAAGAAAUUGUGACCCUGAGAACUAAUACAUUAACUGUUAAUAAAAAGUGCAUUGUAAUGUACUUUGAAUUCAUAAAAAGAUCUUUUGGUGAUCACUUUGUUAUGAUAUAUUUUAAAGUCUAAAAUGUUGUCUGUUUGACUGUUUGCUAGUCAUAUGAGUAUGGUUUCGGCCAAGGACCAAGCCUGGAAGCUCAUGGUAAGUUUUGUAUUUAAGUAUUACCAUCUUAGCAUUGUAUUGUUUUUGUUUAGCUUUCACCUAACAUGAUAAGCAUGGUCACAAAUACCUAUUUUGCUAUUCAGGGAUAACAGUAAUACUUGUAACAAGAAUUGGCAAUAAUUAACAAUUAUUGGACGAGGUUGAGCAAAAUAUUGUGAUUUGUCUGUGGCGAGCAGAUCAAUAAUUAUUAUUUGCCAAAGCCGAAGGCUGAGGCAAGUAAGAACACUGUAUAGUAAGAACACUGGUAAGAACACUGUACAGCUUUAUAGCAUCGACGCAGGGAUACAAACCUGAGUCAUAUUAGUUGGAAGCGAGUGCUUUCAUCACUGCACCACUCUUAGUCCCCCAAAGGACCCUAAUUAAUAAUAAAUGCGAGCUUCCAGUUGAAGGGAGAUCUAAAAGAGAUGUAGACCAGCUGCUGCCAUAUAUUAAGGGAAGAGGAUUAUUCAUUAAGGAUUUACCAAUGGAAUUCUUUGUGGGAGUUGUCCCAGCUCUGUGCAAAGCUGCUAUGGGAAGGAAUGUGGUCAGUUUUGGGGCAAAGACCCCUCUGAGGGGUAUGUGUGGGAACUGGGAUGUUGAAGGGAGACUGGGAAUAAGGUUUCUCCAAAGGGUGCAAUCUCUACAACAUUGUUCAUUCUCUGCUUAAACUAUAGUUUCUUUUCACCAGUAACUAAGUCUUCUUCUAACAUUGCAUGUAUUUUCAGGACACUAAAGAUAAUCAAAUUUUUUUUGUUAAAGGUGGAUCAACUUUUUGUGCAUUAGCAUCCCUUGUCUUAAUGAAUCAACUGGAUUCUUCCCUUGUGGCAGAUGAACUUGAACAAAUAAAGAGGUGGUGUUUAUUUCGUCAGAAGUCUGGAUUUCAGGGCCGUCCUAACAAACCAGUAGACACAUGUUAUUCCUUUUGGGUGGGAGCAUCAUUAGAGGUAUUUAAAUGGACAGUUUCCUGCAAGAAUAGGAAAAUUUACACUCUGUACUUUGGUAAAUUCCCAGGAAAUGUACAUCUACAUUGUGAAUAUGUAAAUCAAGUUAAACAAUGCCAUUCGGGGCUCUAGGCCAGUACUAUGUGGUCAUUGGUGGCUCCUGGCAGCUUACUUACAAGUAUGCCUAACUGUAAAGGAAUUCCUAGAUUCUCCCACAAAACUAAUUAUUCUAUUGCUAAGCAUUCUCCCUGGUUCUCUCAGGUAAUUAUAGCUUCCACACUCGCUACUUGUUUUCUUAAAUCAAAGUCUUGCUGCUGAUCAAAACAAAGUAUGUAGUUUUGAGAUCAAUUUAGCUUUCUAGGAAACUGCCCACCUACCCCUCCCCCAAGCUAACACGAACACUUACUUCUCACUUAGAGCAAAAUAUUGGCUUAGGGGAGGGAUAGGUGGGCAGUUUGAUCCUAGGUUUGUACAUCAUUUUCAUUUUUCUUCUCUAUAUUUAGUUACUAGGUGCAUUUUCUUGUGUGGAUUUUCCAUCCAAUCGCGAGUACCUCAUGUCAACACAGGCUCCAGUCACUGGUGGCUUUAGCAAGUGGCCAGGGAACCACCCAGGUAAGUAUUAUGUACUUAGAUCUAACAUGAUCAGUUAGACUCUGUAUACAUAUUUCGAAUGAAAUCAAAGUCACCACAUUUGCUUUUCAUGAAACGAAAUCUAAGAGAUGAAAGUGAUGAUUGCAUUACAACCCUCCUGUUCAAAUUUGACAAAUUAUGUUAGUCUUGCGAUGAUGGCAAAGAAAUCUGCCAAAAAAGUGUGCUGCAUGUUCAGAGUUUUUGCUUUGCUUAUUAAACCUGUUGCUUUAAUUAUUUUUGUUGUUUCCAUUUUCAUUGUCAUGGUUCGGCUUGAGCUCACUAGAGUGUUAUGACACAAAACAAAAUAAUUCUUGAUAACUUCAUUCUAGUUUUACAGCCUCCUUUAACACAGUAAUAUAGCUUUCAUAUUUAUCAUUUUUUAUAGAUGCAUUACAUACGUACUUUGGACUGUGUGGUUUGUCAUUGAUGAGUGAACCAGGACUGCGAAAAAUUCAUGCAGCAUUGAACAUUACUCAGAGAGCUGCUGAUCAUUUGCAUCAAUUACACAGCAAAAUGAACAGAUGAUGGUCACUUGAAAAUGAUUUUAGGAGGUCAUGAUAUGCUCCCCUAGACUGUUCACAGUCCCCUAUUUUUUCAUAAGAUUGCUGAGAACAAGCACUGUAGGUGACCAUCUUGACCUGAAAAUGACUAUCUAAUCUACUCAGGGGGUGAACACAGUUUGGGAUGCCUCACUCCCCCCACUACUAUCAACCCUGAUGCCCACUCUCCUUGGUUCAUUUGAACCCAAUUACAAAAUGGCUGCCAGGAUGGUGAGCACUGUCUUGAUCUUGACCAUCUUAUGGAAAAUUCCGGGACUGUGGACAGGCUACUGCACCCCUGGUAACAAAUUUUUGACAAAAAUUUUAUGUCAUACUGUGUCAAAGAAUAAUCGUAACCUAUUCAAAGUACUGCUGAAGAGAUUUAAUUUGAAUAGCCACACAACAGGAUUUCAUACACAGUAUCAAAGAUUUGGAAUGAGCAUCCUGUCUUCAUAAUUCUGAGACAGACAGUGUAAGUGUUAGUUUAAUAAGAUACAGGAGUCUUAUAGGCUCCAUAGGUCUUUUUAAUACAAAAGAACCAAAACCAUCAAGUUAGAACAUAACUUCAAGCAAUUUAUCAAUACCAUAACCUCAUUUAUUUGGAUCUACGUAUUUUUUUGUAUUCAGAAUCACUCCUUCACACUAAACGAACAUAAAUUUCCACACAGGUCUAUGGUUUAUUGAAAUUAUAGUUUUAUACUCAGCACCCUGUUGAGGGUUUAAGUUAUUAGUACAAAAUUAAUUAUUAUUAUUAUUAUUAUUAAAUGCUCUGCAAAAUAACAUGAAAAGUGAACUGUACAUGCACUUUCUAAAAACGUAGAUAGACAAACUGUAAACGAAGUGUUAAGUUAAAAAGAUAUGAUGUUGUUCAAUUUUACCCAAAAUUUCAUUUUCUUUUUCAAACUCAUUAUCAUAAAUCACC